This is a messenger RNA of Monoraphidium neglectum, 828 nucleotides long. RefSeq lists its product as hypothetical. The transcript is spliced from 5 exons. Gene Ontology annotation, biological process: DNA-templated transcription initiation. NCBI's taxonomy places the organism in Eukaryota, Viridiplantae, Chlorophyta, Chlorophyceae, Sphaeropleales, Selenastraceae. Gene Ontology annotation, cellular component: RNA polymerase I complex. The record is from RefSeq and is a predicted model, not a curated record. The coding region runs from base 1 to 828 and encodes 275 amino acids.
AUGUCCGCCCCUUCUACCAGCGGGCGGGACUCGGAAAGGGCGAAUAGCAAUGCGCUGUCGACGGUCACUGCCCGGUUCACUCUCCAUCUGCACCCCUCCAAAACACAAGAUGUCAUUGAGGGCGUGCGGGAGCAGCUGAAUCUUGGCCUGCUGCGGUACUCUGAGGACCUGGGCGGAGUGGUGCUGGCGUACAGCAAUGAGCGCGUGACUGGCCGCAUGGCGCGGCUGCACCCCUACUUCCCAUUCCUGGCCGUCGCCGUUGUGGCCCGAGUCACGCUCUUCUGCCCGCGGCCGGGGCAGCACCUGGUGGGGCGCGUGAUCAAGGUGGGCACCGACUACGUUGGGCUGCUCGUUCUGGGCGUCUUCAACGCAGCUAUCGGUGCUGAGCGCAUAAGGCGCGAGUUCAAGUGCUCACCCGAGGCUGGCUGCUGGGUCAGCCUGAGGGAUGCCACCCACCGCAUCCUGGUUGGCAGCUACGUGCGCUUCGUGGUGGAUAGUGUGCUGGACCACGCCAGCCUGUUCAGCAUCGUCGGGUCCCUGCUGGACGCCGGCACGGGCGAGGAGGGCCACUGCAGCAGCAUAACUGGCACGCAGCAGGCUUUGGCCAGCAAAAAAGCGGAGCAGCAGCAGCGGCCAGGCAGCAAGGACCGGCAUCGGCGGCGAGACGGGGAGCAGCAGCAGCAGCAGCAGCAGCAGGACGGGAAGGCGGGGAAGGGCAAAAGGAAGGAGAAGCAGGUGGACAAGGGUGAGGGCAUGGACAAGAGGCGCAAGCACGGCGCAGGAGACGGCACCCCUGCCGCCAAAAAGAAGAAGCACAAAACGAGCUGA